AUGACUGGCAGAAGUUCUGGAGCUGGUGGAAAAAAGCAAUUGAACAAGAAUCAGGUUUUUAAACGACAAAAAGUCCGUAAUGCAAGAACUAUUAGAACAGAAGCACUUGCCUCAUCUAAAGAUGGUAAUGACAUAAGUGAGUCGGGAGGGAUGUUGAAGGUGGACCAGUUCAUCUUAUCUCGUAAAUUUGAAAUUAAACAACUUCAAUUGGCGAUGCAUAACUCUAAAUUAACUAGUUCUACAAGAGUAUUCCAAGCGUUACCGAGGAAAUUACGUAGAAGAACAGCUUCCCAUAAUGUCAGAAGAAUUCCCAAAAGAAUGCGUAAUAGAGCAUUGAGAGAGAUGAUGAAAAGUGAUCAACAACAGAUAACCAAACGAAGACCUAAAAACAGUAAAACUCACGGAUUAACAGCAGCACAACUUUAUAAAUUGAGAAUGUCUGUCAAAUUAUUAAGAUUAGCAGGAAAAUCAACUUCACUGAAAUUAGCAUUACCAGAAAAUAUAACUGCGUCAAAUUGUAAUAUUAGACAAAAAAUGAAAUCUUUGAAGACAAUUAUUAAGGAGUCCAAAAAUUCUAAAUCGGAUGUGAUUAAAUUAAAUAAUAAGAUGGGUAGUUAUGAUAAUACGGGAAUGAAUAAACUGGCACCCAUCCCCAAAGGUCGUAUCAAGUAUUUCAAAAGACAGAGAUUUUUUACUUGGUUACCUACUCAUGUCUGGAAUGCCAAAAGAUCUCAUAUGAUCAAAAGAUGGGGGUACCAAAUACCGUGGUCACCGACACAAAAGUGUUUUAAAUCUACUCAUAGAUUAGGCAGCCACUCUGCUGCGUCGGAUGGUGCCUUGUGUAUGGAUUCUAGUUUUAUGGGAACCAUGAUUGUCAACGAUAAUUCUCCAGAAAAGGUAGAUAAUUUUUUGAAAUCCCUCAUUUCUGAUAUGACACGUAAAAGAGCUACGUUAAAGAAAUAUAUAGAAUCCCAAACAUGGUUUCAAGGUUUAAUUUAUGAUACAAACCAGGUAGCACAAGGUCCUUGUGAAAUUCUAUGGAUUAAUGAAAAUUCCGUCAUUGUCCGUCUGCAUCCAUCUCUUUAUGUCUCAGUUUUCAACAGAUUAUUAGAAUUGGGCAAGAAGAGAUUAUCAAUUCAAGAUUGUCGCUAUUCUUUAGGAAGUAUUACAAUUAGAGGUGCUAAAGCUCUUACUGCAUUAUCUAGCAUACUAAGAUCUCCCAUGAGGUCUACCUCUUUUAAUCAGUUUAAAACCAUUGCAAACGUAACUGACGAAACAAUUCUGCCCCAAAGAUCUAUGUUUGCAUUUGAAUGUAGUGACCCAAGAUACCUAUCAACACCUAAAAAAUUGAAUACAGGGCAACCGAAUGGACCUUCUGCAGAUGAUAUUAUAAAUUUACAAACUGCUUUCCCAAAAGAUGACAUUGCAUCUAUAUUAUCAAAAGUAACUGAUCCUAAAUUACGUGAAAAAUCGUAUGAAAAUCAAAAUACAUUGAAAGGACUUGCCAAAAGACGUCAACAAUUGCAAACGAUGAAACCGGCUGAUUCUUUCAAAAACUUGAUUCCAUUUAGAAAAGAACAAGAUCCACUAAUCCCAAUAAUAUUAGUAAGAAGGUAUAUUACCAAGGAUUGGGUGUUAAUAGUACCAUGGUUUUGGUUGUUACCAUUUUGGUAUCAGCUUAACCGUGUAUCUAGAGUUUAUCACACUGGAUUAAGACAAUGUCAACAAUUAGACUUUGAAGAAGGUCGUCUGUAUUUCCCAGAUGAUUACCCAUUUACAAAGAUUGGUUACAUGGAGAAUUCCCUAUAUAAAAAGGAAACACUGCAAGCAAAGUGGCAGAAGAAACCUGUCAGUAAAAAAGUGAAUUACGCAAAAAUAAAGGGAAUCCAUUUUAAUGAACUUCCUGCUUUCACUGGCGAAAUUGGUGAUUAUUUUAGUUGUGAUUGGAAGCUCUUACAAAUUUUAAGAAAUGGUAUUUGUUACCUCAGUAAAAAUUCUGAAGAACUUAAAACCUGUGACCCGAAAAGAACCGCACAAUUUGAUGAAAAAACAGGGUAUAGAUUAAUCAAUAAUUUAAACGACGUUUUUGAAGUAUACAAUGAUGUUAAAAACAAUGUGGUAGACGAUUCUGAAUUGCCUAUUAAAUUAGUCAAUAAGGCUUCUAGUUUUGAAGCUCCUGACCUGAUGUUUAAUGGACCUAUAUCUGUUUCUAUUGCCAAGGUGCCGAUCCCUGUUAUGGCUGUAUCGUGUUCUUUAGUUGAAAAGGGUCAUGCCAAAGACAAUGCAAGAAUUUACCGAAUUCCGGAAAAGGAUAUGGGAUUCUGGCUGCAAAUGUUAAAGGGCAUAUACCGAUCUGAUGGUAAAAAAGACCACGAUCAAGAAAUCCCGUUACCAGGUGUACAAGAUUUGAUUGGGUUUAUCACCAGUGCGACAUACCACCUUGGAGAAGGUCAUGGUAUGGCGACUGGAUACAUCUAUAACAGACCGUUCUCAGAUAUUAAUGAUCAAAAACUUGUUCUUAUCAGAAAUAUAGGAACAAAUGUAUAUAGGCUAGCCAAAUGGAAACAAAUAGUUGUGUAG
Messenger RNA from Naumovozyma dairenensis CBS 421, 2580 nucleotides. RefSeq names its product ribonuclease P/MRP protein subunit POP1 (gene POP1). The transcript has a single exon. Bases 1 to 2580 code for a protein of 859 amino acids. The record is from RefSeq and is a predicted model, not a curated record. Gene Ontology annotation, biological process: tRNA 5'-leader removal. Gene Ontology annotation, cellular component: nucleolar ribonuclease P complex; ribonuclease MRP complex. Lineage: Eukaryota; Fungi; Ascomycota; Saccharomycetes; Saccharomycetales; Saccharomycetaceae.